This is a messenger RNA of Pelobates cultripes (western spadefoot toad), 477 nucleotides long. The record is from the annotation of a GenBank genome assembly. Lineage: Eukaryota; Metazoa; Chordata; Amphibia; Anura; Pelobatidae.
AUGCCCUUCGUAUACCACCAGAAGGGACGGAAAGCACGCCACACAAACAAGGCCUACACAGACUACAAGGCCUUCGAAACAGCGCUCUAUUCCACAGCCUUACCGCCCACGGAGAACACAACUACCGACCUGGCAAACAUGGGACGAAAAUUCCAGCGGAUAGCAACAGGUGUGUGCAGACAUACCCAAGAUGUAAGCGCUGUGCUCCAGCACACUGCGGCCCCGAAAAUGGCGGCCACACCUUACCCAGACACCAGCUCCACAUGCUCCGAGGCUGCCAUGGAGGACAACCUGCACCAACAACCAUCCCAGGACACACAGACUGACCCAGAUGCACUAACACCAGCCACUAAACUGGACAUUAAAAACCUUCUAAUGGAACUAAAACAAAUGUCCGCAGCAGACAUGGCCUUAAUGAAAACAGAGGUCCAAGCGGUCACAGACCAAGUGAAGACUACAGAAGACUACAGGAAGUGA